Molecule: messenger RNA, 3301 nt
Organism: Ceratotherium simum simum (southern white rhinoceros)
Lineage: Eukaryota; Metazoa; Chordata; Mammalia; Perissodactyla; Rhinocerotidae
Source: RefSeq, a predicted model, not a curated record
CAGUCUUAGACUUUCAUGGCAUUCGUUUUUCAUGUGUUUGAUGAUCUCAGUGGCUCAGUAUCUUUGUCUUGGGUUGGAGAUAGCACUGGGAUCAUUCUAGUCUUGACUACCUUCCAUAUACCACUGACUUUUGGACAGUCCAAGCUAUAUCGAAGUGAGGACUAUGGAAAGAACUUUAAGGAUAUUACAAAUCUCAUCAAUAACACCUUCAUUCGGACUGAAUUUGGCAUGGCCAUUGGUCCUGAGAACUCUGGAAAGGUGAUUUUAACAGCAGAGGUGGCUGGAGGAAGCCAUGGAGGAAGAAUCUUUAGAUCCUCAGAUUUUGCGAAGAACUUUGUUCAGACCAAUCUCCCUUUCCACCCCCUGACUCAGAUGAUGUACAGCCCUCAGAACUCUGAUCAUCUUCUCGCCCUCAGCACUGACAAUGGCCUGUGGGUGUCCAAGAAUUUUGGGGGAAAAUGGGAAGAAAUCCACAAAGCAGUAUGUUUGGCCAAAUGGGGAUCAGAAAACACGGUCUUCUUUACCACCUAUGUGAAUGGCUCCUGCAAAGCUGACCUUGGGGCCCUGGAAUUAUGGAGAACUUCAGACUUGGGGAAAAGCUUCAAAACCAUUGGUGUGAAAAUCUACUCAUUUGGUCUUGGGGGACGUUUCCUUUUUGCCUCUGUGAUGGCUGAUAAGGAUACAACAAGAAGGAUUCAUGUGUCAACAGAUCAAGGGGACACAUGGAGCAUGGCCCAGCUCCCCUCUGUGGGGCAGGAACAGUUCUAUUCUAUUCUAGCAGCCAAUGAUGACAUGGUAUUCAUGCAUGUAGAUGAACCUGGAGAGACCGGUUUUGGCACAAUCUUUACCUCAGACGAUCGAGGCAUUGUGUAUUCCAAGUCGUUGGACCGACAUCUCUACACCACCACAGGUGGUGAGACAGACUUUACCAAUGUGACCUCCCUCCGCGGGGUCUACAUAACAAGUGUGCUCUCAGAAGAUAAUUCUGUCCAGACUAUGAUCACUUUUGACCAAGGAGGAAGGUGGAAGCACCUGAGGAAGCCUGAGAACAGUGAAUGCGAUGCUACAGCGAAGGAUAAGAAGCAGUGCAGCCUUCAUAUUCACGCUUCCUACAGCAUUUCCCAGAAACUAAACGUUCCAAUGGCCCCACUCUCUGAGCCUAAUGCCGUCGGCAUAGUCAUUGCCCAUGGGAGUGUAGGGGAUGCCAUCUCAGUGAUGAUCCCGGAUGUGUACAUCUCAGAUGAUGGGGGUUACUCCUGGGCGAGGAUGCUGGAAGGACCCCACUAUUACACCAUCCUGGAUUCCGGAGGCAUCAUCGUGGCCAUUGAGCACAGCAGCCAUCCUAUCAAUGUGAUUAAGUUCUCCACAGACGAAGGUCAGUGCUGGCAAACCUACACGUUCACCAGGGAGCCCAUCUACUUUACCGGCCUCGCCUCAGAACCUGGCGCUAGGUCCAUGAAUAUCAGCAUUUGGGGUUUCACAGAAUCUUUCCUAACUCGCCAGUGGGUCUCCUACACCAUCGAUUUUAAAGAUGUCCUUGAAAGGAACUGUGAAGAAAAGGACUAUACCAUAUGGCUAGCUCACUCCACAGACCCUGGAGACUAUGGAGAUGGCUGCAUUUUAGGCUAUAAAGAACAGUACCUACGGCUCCGCAAGUCAUCCAUCUGUCAGAAUGGUCGAGACUAUGUUGUGACCAAGCAGCCGUCCGUCUGUGCCUGCUCCCUGGAGGACUUCCUCUGUGAUUUUGGCUACUUCCGUCCAGAAAAUGACUCCAACUGUGUGGAACAGCCAGAACUGAAGGGCCACGACCUGGAGUUUUGUCUGUAUGGAAGAAAAGAGCACCUGACAACCAACGGGUACCGGAAAAUUCCGGGAGACAAAUGCCAAGGCGGAGUGAGUCCAGUUCGAGAAGUAAAAGACUUGAAAAAGAAAUGCACAAGCAACUUUUUGAGUCCAGAAAAGCAGAAUUCCAAGUCAAAUUCUGUUCCAAUUAUCCUGGCCACUGUGGGACUGAUGCUGGUCACAGUCGUAGCAGGAGUGCUCAUUGUGAAGAAGUACGUCUGUGGGGGAAGGUUCCUGGUGCAUCGAUACUCUGUGCUACAGCAGCAUGCAGAGGCCAACGGUGUGGAUGGUGUGGAUGCUUUAGACACAGCCUCGCACACGAAUAAAAGAGGUUAUCAUGAUGACUCAGAUGAGGACCUCCUGGAAUAGCUCCUCCAAGGAGCUGGGACCGAGCAUGGAUGACGGAACCGCAGUACCUCUUACACUCCCUGUGGCUCCGACUUGGGGAAAUAAAUUUCCCAUUGCGAGGGACCCAGCUCUGUUUCUGCUGCUUCCAUCAAAGCCAAAAGGACCUACACUAAAGAAAUGCAGGGGGUUGGGGAGCCCUAAACACUCUUACAAUUGGCUCUGAGAAGAGGGGGAAAAAUUUAAAUGCUUUAACUUUUUAUUUCAAGCGCUGUCUUUUGCAAAGUAUGGGUUCUUUUGGUUUUGGUUUUUAAGGGAAAGGAAAUGGAAUUUGAAGGGAACAGUUCACUAACCCCACUCUUGCAUGUUCUGCGUGGCGCCUGCCCCAGGGCACCUGCCCACUCCAGCAUCAACUCUCACAACUUGCUUGGUGCUGUCCCUGGGCUCUGCUGGCAACACGAAGCAGCUGCAGAGAAGAACACAGAGGCUGCGAUGACUGGCACAGCCUGGGCAGCCUUUCUCCGUCUGGGGACAGCCCUGCUCCAAGAACAUUGCACACCAGCUCCUCACACACAGAUCCUCGCUUUUUUUUUUUUCUUCUAGGGACCAUAGACCACAGUGAUUUUUCUUUUCCCCUGUUUAAUUAGGCAAUACCUUUGUUAAUUGCCCUUUGGCUACUAACUUAACCAUGUGCUUCCAAGACGCUAAAUCAGGAAAACUUAAAAGGCAAUAUUUUUAACUUGGGGCAGGAAGAAGGGAGCAGCAGAGAAUUGACUAGAUUUAGCACCUGUUAGAGGAGAAAUUCUCGCCUCUUCUGAGAUCUUUCAAGCCAUGCUCUGUGUGUGUGCCAGUGGACAUGCUCAAGGACAGGGUUCAGGUCUGCCCCGGAUGUCUGCCCAGGCCAAGUGACCUCUUCGCUGUAGCUGAUGGUGGCGAGCACAAUGCAGCCCCUGAGGACUGAGCAUCCCAGUCUUCCGUGUCUCUUUCCACCGUUGGGUUGGCUCACUGGUGAAACAUUAGGAUGGCUGCUUGUUUGCUUCCUCUUAGGUUGCUGUUAUACAUGGAGUCAGGACUAGACAUGUUUUCAGAUUUAGAGGCUUUGCUAAAAAAAAAA